This is a messenger RNA of Ectocarpus sp. CCAP 1310/34, 1196 nucleotides long. Lineage: Eukaryota; Phaeophyceae; Ectocarpales; Ectocarpaceae. The record is from the annotation of a GenBank genome assembly.
GUUGCUGUCCAUCCCGGUCGGUUCCUCGCUUUCUCCCUCGUUGCACUUAGGGUUCUUGGCCUAAAAAUUCUCGCGACGAAGGGUCAACCAGCCCAAUCAGCUCGUCACCACCUGUCCCCUCCUCCUUUGAUGGCAAAACCAGGUUACUGAGACAGUACAGCUCCCUCUAGCAAACCUAGGGCUGCUGCCCGUCCACCUUUCUGAUGACGUCUGCCUCCGCGCACAAACAUGAGAUGGGCAUUGCUGCCGACACCGACGGCCUGGAGGCCCGCGCAUCUGCACAUUUGUACCUGACGCACCAGUGCCGACCCAACUCCACCACUACGCACGCCNCUGCGUACAUAGUGCCCGUCCACCUUUCUGAUGACGUCUGCCUCCGCGCACAAACAUGAGAUGGGCAUUGCUGCCGACACCGACGGCCUGGAGGCCCGCGCAUCUGCACAUUUGUACCUGACGCACCAGUGCCGACCCAACUCCACCACUACGCACGCCUCACGGCGGGUGCGCCGCAGCAAGAAGGGAUCGGUCCAUUGAGGGUGAGUCUAGCCCGCCUCGCUAGAAAGACCCCCCCCCUCGCUAUGGGUCAUGCCUACGCAAAACCUUGCCGAGGCAGCGAGGGGAAGAAAGAAGUGUAUAAAACCUCCACCGCACAUACCGUGUACCGCACAUACAUAACCACAACCAAACCAGCAACCAUGCUCGCUCGUUCAUCGUUCAUGGGCACCGCCUCCAUAGGAUACCGGCCCCUCUCAACAGAGGGUCCGAUUCGCUUGACGCUCGAGUGUAACCGAGCAACUAGUCUAUAAGCAAGCGUUGUAUGAUCAUGACAUCAUGACAUGGAUAUUUUGUAUCUUCGUUGGUUGGUGUGACUAAGAUAAUAACCCCCGUCCCGACUCUCGACUUGUGUUCGCGGAACGCGGGCUAGGUAUGAAGAGGAUAACACAUGAAAUCCAACAACAACUGUGAGUGAGCCAGCAAGGAGCAGCGAACCUGCUCCCUUCCCUUUUAUUUCAUUGUUCCUCCAUAACAUUGUGGCGUCGUCUAGCAUUCGGACUCCGGUCCUUCGCUGGUGCACCGCAGUUCGCGUUGCUUUUCUGUGCUUCUGUCCUCUUCCUUUUGUUUCAGUCAUUUGUUUUUGUACCGGCUUCAGGAGGGGGGUACAUUUGUCCCUCUGACUCAUUUGUCUGUUUGUGGAG